AUGGACAUGGGAGCAGGUGCUCUCAGCAAGGAGCCGUGGUGGACCCUACCCGAAAACUUUCGUGAUCCAAUGGUGUUCCACAUGGAAGAGGACCAGGAGGAGCUCAUCUUCGGUGAGUGGCCUUUGCCGACGUCCCCUCCUUCAUCUUUCCUCUUCUCACCUCUUGUGCUUCCAGGACUUGGUGACACAUACCUUCGCUGCAUUGAGCUGCACAGCCACACCCUUAUUCAGCUGGAGAGCUGUUUUACAGCUACAGGCCAGACUCGUGUGACCGUAGUCGGACCACCAAUGGCAAAGCAGUGGCUGCUGCUCAUGUUCCGCUGCGUGGGGAGCCACUACUCCAAGUGUCACGCUCGAGGUCUGAAGAUGCUCGAGCAUGUCCGAAGCCAGCCCCUGACCAACGACGACCUGGUCGCCUCCAUUAGCCUGCCACCCUACACCGGAGACUGAUCUCCCCUGGGAAGCGGGGAUGAGAGGAGAAGUCUUGGCUUCACUUUUGCUGAGAAAGACAUGAAAAACAAUGAAGAAAGUUUGAAUCUGUGGCCAGACCUGCCCCUCUCAGGCCUUCUAGGCAUGUGUCUGAGGCCAAUCUCCUGAACGCAAGAAGUGUGAUUGGUAAAGCAAUCCAAUAAAAUAAGCUACCUACGAUGCAAA
Chlorocebus sabaeus (green monkey) is the source of this 654-nucleotide messenger RNA. Lineage: Eukaryota; Metazoa; Chordata; Mammalia; Primates; Cercopithecidae. The record is from RefSeq and is a predicted model, not a curated record.